This is a messenger RNA of Clunio marinus, 4537 nucleotides long. The record is from the annotation of a GenBank genome assembly. NCBI's taxonomy places the organism in Eukaryota, Metazoa, Arthropoda, Insecta, Diptera, Chironomidae.
UCAAAUAAAAUGAAGCUUUAAGUUUAUUAAAUUUUGUGAACUCUCGAAAUGUAUUAAUUUAAAACGUUUCACAACUUUAAUUUUCAUUUAAGAUACUUGCAAAGAUUAAAAGAAGAAAACUUUAAAAAUAUUUUUCUCUUGAGACUUAAAAGCUUUAAUGUUCUGUUAGUGUUCUGUUCAGACAAGUGCAGUGAGAAGUUUUUGUAUUACUACUUGAAUAGUUCGAAUCAGAUUUUAACUUGAAAAUGGAUGACAAGAAAAACGGAAGCAACUCCAUCAAGUAUAAUACGAUGGAGCGACAGAAUAGCAACGAUUCUGUUGAAAUUAACGCAUUUGAUGAUAUUUCGACGAAAUCUUUAGUGAAGAAUAAAGAAAUAAGUUCGGACGAUUCCUUGUCGUCACUCUCACAUACUUCGUUUAAUUAUAUAAAUUCCAUUGUCGGAAGUGGAGUCAUUGGGAUUCCAUAUGCACUUGUCAGAGCUGGUUAUGGUGUUGGAUUACUUUUAUUGAUUUUCGUCGCAAUCAUUACUGAUUACAGCCUUCGUCUUAUGAUCAAAACAGCUCAUUUAUCAGGACGUUUGAGCUAUGCGAGUGUCAUGGAAAGCGCUUUUGGAAGUGGAGGAUAUUAUUUACUUUCAUUCCUUCAGUUUCUUUAUCCCUUCUUAGCAAUGAUUUCUUAUAACGUUGUUGUUGGCGACACGUUAUCUAAAGUUCUCGUGAGAUUCGCUCCCUCAUUGGGAACAUCAAUGGGCGCCGUACGUUUCUUCAUCGUUUUUCUCGUUACAUUGUUUGUCACGACUCCAUUGUGCUUGUAUAAGAACGUCUCACGUCUGGCGAAAAUCAGUUUCAUUAGCUUGGUGUCCGUGCUACUGAUUCUGCUAGCCGUGAUCUAUAAAUUAUUCAACGGUGAUUAUGCAAAUGUACCGCGUCCCGAUGAUGCCUACACUUUUGUUCAACCCGACAUUCUCUCAGCAACAGGCAUUAUGGCAUUUGCUUUUAUGUGCCAUCACAACACAUUUCUAAUCUACCAUUCAAUGAAAGACUCGACGCUUGAGAAGUGGGAAAAAGUUACUCACAUAUCAGUGGGCUUCGCAUGGAUCGUCGCUGUGCUUUUUGGUAUCGCGGGUUAUGCAACAUUCACAACACUCUCGCAAGGAGACUUAUUGGAGAACUACUGUUAUGACGACAUGAAUCUUGCAAGGGUGCUUUUUUGUGUCAGCAUUUUACUGACAUUUCCACUUGAAUGUUUUGUAUCGCGAGAGAUAAUUAAAACACAAAUCAAACGCUUUUAUUCCCACGAGUUGGUGGAGUAUGAUAAGAAUGCGGAUCCACGUAGCAGAGAAGAUUCAGAGGAUAAAGAUUUAAUUGUUACACUUUUUGUCGUCUUCUCGGCUUUCUUCAUUUCACCGACGAGUGAAUGUCUUGGCCCAAUCUUGGAGUUGAAUGGUUUACUCGCGGCAAUUCCUUUAUCCUAUAUCCUGCCCGGAUUAAUCUUUCUUAAGCUCGACCCUCAUUCUUUGUUCAGCCGUGAGAAGCUUCCAGCGAUUGUGCUCGUUAUUUUCGGCUUAAUAGUCUCGAUAUCAGGCUCAACAGGAAUCGUGCUCGGGUAUUGCAGGGAUGAUGAGAUUGCCAUAAAUGCCACAACGACUACUCCCACAGCAACAAGACUACCGUUGCCUAAAUUUCGAAACUAAAACUUUUAAAAGAAAUGUAAGAUUAGGAAAGCGGGUUGUAGAGAAUGUUCCAUCAUGUGGAAAUGAAAAACUAACAAAACGAAACGAAAAUUUAAUUCAAGGUCGGUUUUACUUGUAAAGAGCAAAAAUUUAUGAAGAGAAAUUGAAAAAAUCGAAUUCAUAUCAUUUUUCUGUAGAGUAAAAAUUUUAUUCCUGAUUCACUUCAAAAAGUGAUUAUCUAAAACAAAAAUAUCUAGUAAAAUGAGAGAAAAUAUUUACCAUUAAAGGAGAAAUCAUAAAUUUCCAGAUAUCAGAUAGCAAUCAAAAUGAAAAAUGAUAAACGAACUUUAUAAAAAGAAAAUAUUUUUCCUGACAAUCUUUUCACAUUUAUUUUUGGAAAUUUUACGAGACGAACUUUAAAAGGUUCAUGAAUGAUAUCAGAAGAAGAAAAACUGACACAAUAUAAAAUUGAUAUCAUUCUUAAACUUGAGUGAAUAAAGUACACAAAGUAACAUGAAAGCUUUAUUACGUUUUUAGCUGCAAUGCAAUGUUUUUACGACGAUGGAAAUUCUUUUUAUUAGCGUGUAAAGGCUCUGAGUUACUUACAUACUGCAAGAUGAAGAAUUCAUUCAUGUGCUACAUUGAAUUAAGCAAGAUUUUAAUUAUAUUUAUUUGACUUUCUCCUCGUUCUUCAAAUAUCUGUGAAUGAGGGAAAUUCUAAAUAUUUUUCCAUUACAUAAAUAUUUAUUUAUCAAUAAAUUUUAUGUAUGUGAAUGAGUAAGACGAAGCAGCUUUUAUUGAUUCAAGUAUGUGUAACAAUUUGAGAACUUUGCAUUAAAGUAAGUGAAGACUGAUUUAAAUUUACGUAGAAAAUUUGUUGCGCAAUACUGCAGUAUUAAAUCGACUUCAGUUGCAUCAUUUAUGAAAAAUUCAAUGAAAACUCCAAAUGGAAAUUGUGAAGGUUUCAAGACUUUCUUCAGUUUUCCACAAGAAAAUGAAGAAAAUUCUUAAAGGAAGUGAUUGUAUGACCAAACCACAAACUUUAUAGAAAAUUAAUAAGAAGAUGAAAUAUUUACAUACAUGUAACGUAAUGAAUUAAAUUAAUUAAUAAUAAUGAAGAAAAAUAUAUGCAAAUGUCGUAGCUUUAAUCUGAAUGUUUAGUUGAACAUCUUUAGAAGAAAAUGAAUGAAUAAAAUUAAAAGAAAUCUUUAAUUCAACAUCAAUAUUUUAUUAUAUUUAUUAUCUUCGUGAAGUAUUUUAAUUGAAACAAUUUCAAUGAUUGGGAAGUGUUGAUAAAUUGUGGCUUGACAGUGAUGAGUGCAAUUUUAUUUACUUUUUCAGAUUAUUUCAUUGUUUAACUUCCACCGUUCAUAGAGUAUUUAAAAAUUGAUAGUUUGUGCAAUUAAUCAACAUAAGAUAUAUUCAAUAUUGCUACGCAAGACAAAGCAACACUUCCCGUUUCACAAUUCAAGUUGAAAAGGCCUCCAAACAAUCAAGGCACUUGUUUAAUUCAAUAAUCACAAAUGACGAUCCUACAACAAAUUUAGGAUAUCUACAUACAGAUAAUGAGUCAAUUUAAUGAUAAAAAUUUCCAUUACAAUAUGGAAUACUUCAGACAAUAUUCUUCAACACUUUUAAGCCACUCGCAUUUGUGGAAAACUGUUGAAAAAUAUUUAUUUCUUUUUUUCCUAAAAAAUAAUAAACUUACGCGUCUCUUUAAGUAUAAGUAACAUAAAAAAAUCAUCUUCAAUUAAUCUAAAAUGAAAAUAAAUAAAUAAGAUCAAAAAAGAACUCAAGCGCUCUUGCAUUCAAGAUUAAGAUUAUUUUAUCUCAAACGUUGUUUGUUUGUUUAAUUGAUUUUGUAAACACCAUAAAGUGUUCUUAUUGUUCUCGAUGAUGCGGCGGCAUCAAUUUGGCUUGAUGUUGUUGUGGUUGGUGUUGAUGUUGUCGAUGUUGGUGGUAAUUCCAUUAUAAUUUUUGGUUCUUCAUCCAUGGUUUUAAUUGUGUCAUAAAGUUGUUCCAUUGUUGGCAUUUUCUUAUUUCCCAUUGUCAUGUCAUCACGAUCGUCAUCGACUGGAUAAACAUUCAACGAUUGAUCUCUUACUGGCGUUCCGUCAGGCAUCAUAUAAGCUACCAUCGAACCCAUCAAGUAAUUUGUAUUUUGUUCCAAAUGUUCUUGAUUGUCCAAAUCAUGUGGUUUGUUGACGUAUGCGUAGUUGUUAUUUGUGGCAGCGCCAUCAUGUAAAUGAUUGCUGUAUUCAUCAUCAUGAUCAUAACGAUUCGUGCUUCCAUAUUGAGUUGCUUCCUCGUUGCCAGUCGUCAUCUCAUCAAUAAAUGAUGGAUUUUGUUGUUUAUAUUGUUCCUGUUGCAAAUACUGUUGACGAUCGUCUUUCUCAUAGUCUGGGCCAUUCAUCAUUGAAUUCCAAACUGUUAUUGGCAUUUCGUUGAUAUGGGUCCAUUUGGUCAAGAUGAGAGUCUUCCAUGUCAUUCAGUUUUAUAAUUCCGUACAUCAUCAUGUUAUGCUUACAUUGGGAAGAGUUUUCAUGAAGUUUUUCUUUACAGUAUGCUUGAACUUGCUUCGCAAACAUUGAAUAUAAAUGACUCAUUUUUUCAUCUCUUGAGAGAUAUUCCCACAUUGGUAUAGCUGAUGAUGAAGAUUCGUUGACACAAAGUGCUAACAAUGUUAGCAAAGCGAUAACUUUAACUUUCAUUUUAUUUUUCUUCUUCUUUUUAUCGAUUUCCUUCAAUUAUUUUUUUUAUUCUUUCUUAAACUUUACGAUUAUCUUUUUCUUUCUUCUCUCAAUAAUAAAUUUAUUGUUUUUCUAGUAACACCGCAAAAAAAUUACUACGUUCGUCUUGUUCGA